Closterium sp. NIES-65 is the source of this 1743-nucleotide messenger RNA. NCBI's taxonomy places the organism in Eukaryota, Viridiplantae, Streptophyta, Zygnematophyceae, Desmidiales, Closteriaceae. The record is from the annotation of a GenBank genome assembly.
AUGGCGUUGCUCGCCUGCGUGCUGCUACUCGUCGCGCUACUCCCCCCCGCCGCGACCACCGGCACCGCCACGGCGCUGGAUGGCGAUUAUUGCACUGCUAUCAGCAGUGUGGUGACCAAGCCACUGUCGCGCGUCUCGCCAGACGCCGCAUUCGUCGCAGACCUUCGUCGUCCGUCCGUCGCCGGUCGCCGUCGCCUGAGCGGCGGAGUGGCGCGGCCACCCGCGGCGAGCCCGCGGCCCCGCGAUGUGAAGCUCGCACCACCGCAACUGGCGGCGCUGGUGGCGCUGACGGGGUGGAAUGCGACGGCCGAGCUGUGCUCCGAGUGGCCGGGCGUCACGUGCAACCGCCAAGGCAUGGUCACCAAGAUAGAUCUGCAGGAGUAUCCCAUCUCUGCGUUCACCGCUGCCCCACCGGGAACCCUGCCUGCUGACAUCGGUGCCUUCAACGCCCUCAAAGUCCUGAGGCUUCCCAAGCAGAACAUCUCUGGUCCCAUCCCCACAGAGUCUUUUACAAACCUCACCUCCCUUCGCGAACUCGAUCUCUCCUCCAACCCUCUGGACGGCAGCCUGGAGUUUCUUGCCUACCUUCCCUCCUUGCAAUACCUCGAUCUGCACGCCACUCAGUCGACUGGGGAGAUCCCAGCAGCCCUCGGCAACGCCACCGCCCUCUCAUACCUCGAUCUCUCUUCCAACGCUUUGAACGGCAGCCUGGAGUUUCUUGCCUUCCUGCCGUCCUUGCAAUACCUCGAUCUGCACGCCACUGAGCUGACAGGGGAGAUCCCCGCUGCCCUCGGGAAUGCCACCGCCCUCUCAUAUCUGUCCCUUGGAGGUCUCAACCUCACAGCCGGGCAGCUCCCUGCCUCUCUCUCCGCCCUCACCAAUCUCACUUACCUGGACCUGAGCUACCUCAAGUUCGCCAGCGUGCCAUCGUGGAUCGCACAACUCCCCAAGCUGCAGUUCCUGGAUGUGACAGCACCCAUUGACCUCACCCCCGCCCGCUCCUCGCCCUUUCCAACCGGCUUUACGAAUCUCACCAGCCUGAACUCCCUGAUGGCAGCGGGCAACGGCCUCUCAGGCUCCCUCCCCGCUACCAUCUCCGCCCUCACCGCCCUCUCAGAGCUAGAUCUCGCCUAUAACAGACUCGCCGGCUCCAUCCCUGCCCUCCCCUCCACUCUGCUUCGCCUCUCGCUGAGCCACAACGCCCUGGAGGGCCCCAUCCCCUCUUUUGCUGCACCGGGACUCAUAGACUUGGAUCUGAGCCACAACCGGCUGACAGGGCCCAUCCCAGCAACCUUCACAGCCCUCACUUCCCUCACCAGCAUGGAUAUCAGCCACAACGCUUUCUCGGGCGGCGUGGAUGUGUUGUCACGCAUGCCAAGCAUCUCCAACCUGAACAUCGGAUCGUGCAACUUCUCUGGCCCCUUCCUCUCAAACCUCACUUAUGUCAACCUCGACAUAUCCAACAACAGCUUCACGGGGCCCUUCCCCUCCGCCAUGCUAGCCGUGCCACUCUAUAACACCCUCAAUCUAUCGACUAACAACUUCUCUGGCCCGCUGCCAUCAGAGCUCGCAUCGCUCACAUUCAUCAAAAGGCUUGACAUCUCUCACAACCAGUUCACUGGAGUUGUGCCCCCUGCCGUCUUCACCUUGCCUUCGCUAACGGCCCUCGACAUCAGCAGCAACCAGCUCACCGGCUCCCUGCCGGCCUCCAUUGCCCUCUCCACCUCUCUCAACCUCCUGUAA